This is a messenger RNA of Fusarium subglutinans, 1581 nucleotides long. Its product is annotated as alcohol oxidase. The transcript is spliced from 2 exons. The record is from RefSeq and is a predicted model, not a curated record. Gene Ontology annotation, molecular function: flavin adenine dinucleotide binding; oxidoreductase activity, acting on CH-OH group of donors. The coding region runs from base 1 to 1581 and encodes 526 amino acids. Lineage: Eukaryota; Fungi; Ascomycota; Sordariomycetes; Hypocreales; Nectriaceae.
AUGGCUGUCACGAACGGUGCUUAUUUCGACUUCAUCAUCGUCGGAGGCGGUACAGCCGGCAACAUAGUCGCCGCCCGCCUCGCCGAGAACCCAAAUGCCCGAAUCCUUGUCGUCGAGGCAGUUAUUGGAACCUCCAAAGAUAACGAAGAGAUCCGCACCCCAGGACUCGCCAUGGACAUUCGAGGCAGCAAAUACGACUGGGCCUACAAAACAACAAUGAUCAAACGCGACGAACAUGAACGUAUCGAGAAGCCUAAUACUCGCGGCAAGGCCCUUGGCGGUAGUUCGUCACUCAACUAUUUCUCCUGGGUGCCUGGCUCCAAGGGAACAUUUGACAUGUGGGAGGAGUACGGUGGAAAGGAAUGGACUUGGGAACCGCUUAUUCCUUAUCUGAGAAAGAGUGUGACUUACCAUGAUGACGCUGGGUUAUAUCCCCCAGAACUCAAGAAGAUUGGCGCAGGAGGACCGAUUCCUAUUGCUCAUGCAGAGCUCAUGCCUGAGAUGAAACCAUUCCGAGAUCUUCUUACCAAGGCUUGGAAAUCUACUGGAGAGCCUGUAUCUGAGAAUAUCUUUGACGGGACAAUGCGUGCCUCUGGAGAAGAGCUUGACCUUUAUGCUACGCGUGAGGUCAUCGUAUCUCAGGGCGUGUUUGAGUUCCCAAAGCUCCUUAUGCUCAGCGGCAUCGGGCCAAAGGCCGAGUUAGCCAAGCACAACAUACCCUUGCUCGUCGACUCGCCUCAUGUCGGCCAGCAUCUUUUAGAUCAUCCAGGUGUCCCUUUCGUCCUCAAGGUCAAGGACAGCUACUCUAUGGACAGCCAUGUCCUCCGCAAGGGGGCUCUCCAAGACAAGGUCAUGUCAGCUUAUGCCAACGGCCAUGCAGGACCGAUGGGAUCACCUUUUCUCGAGAUGAUUGGAUUCCCUAGAAUCGAUUCAUACCUCGAAAAGUCUCCCGAAUACCGUGCCGCAAAGGCUGCUAAUGAUGGUCUGGAUCCUUUCUGUCCUUAUGGCCAGCCUCUCUUCGAGCUUGAUUUUAUUCCUCUCUUUGGCAGUGCUUUCCAAUGGCACUUCCCUCAUCCUAACAAGGGUAGUUACAUGACAGUUAUGGUCGAUCUCGUCCGUCCAGUCUCAGAGGGCGGUGAAGUCACUCUCAACAGUGCUGAUCCCUUGCAACAAGCUAAUAUCAACCUGAACUACUUCAACAACGACCUCGACAUCAUCGCCAUGCGCGAAGGAAUCAGGUUCUCUUACGAUGUGCUCAAGAACGGGGAGGGGUUCGAGGACGUAGUUGAGGACGAAUACCCUUGGGACAUGCCACUUCACGAUGACGAGGCUAUGAAGAGAACAGUUCUGGAUCGGUCACAGACUUCAUUCCAUCCUUGUGGAACUGCUCGUCUCGCUAAGAGCAUUGAACAGGGCGUGGUGAGCCCGAGUCUGCAGGUGUAUGGGAUUAAGAAUCUUCGUGUUAUUGAUGCUUCUGUCAUUCCUGUUAUUCCGGAUUGUCGUAUUCAAAACUCGGUCUAUAUGGUGGCUGAAAAGGGCGCUGAUGCGAUCAAGCAAGAUCACACGGAUCUGUACCAUUGA